CUCCAUUCAUAUGUCACGAAAUGUCACUUUGUAUUUUGUCAAUUUUUUCUGAACUUUCUAUCAUCACCAGUUGUAUGUAGAAUCCAGUUUUCAAACAAUAAAUUAAGCGUUAUCGAAAGUUUCAUGAUGAAAACGGGUUGAAAACAGUUAAUCGUAAUCGCUUUACCAUAAAUCACUUUAGAAAUUUGUAAAAUUAAGUGCUACUGGAACUACUACGCCCUUUGUGUUGUGAUUCAUACUGCUACAUUAUUGGUCAUUCCUGACAUUUCAAAUAUUUAGUGGGUGCACCACAUAGUAAACAAUGGAUGACGAAUUUAAUGAUAACAACUAUGUGUUUAACCAGGAUGGGGUCCAGCUCAGACAAGCACCAAGUACUUACAUCAACUUUAUUAACAUUACUGGGUCUUUGUACAUUUGUGAGUCCACACCAUAUGAAGAGGGCCAUGCAAAAAAGAGAGUUCUUAUAUGGAAGCCAAAUGAUGUGACUAUUGACUCAGAUGUCCAGGACCAAGAAUGGGCUGUGGUAAAUACCGUCCAGAAAAGGAUCAGAACUUUAAGCGGUAACUUACCUUCUGAUUAUCAUAACAGAUUAAGAAAUCUAAAAAUCCCUUUUGAUGAGAUUAAAAGUUUUAGAAUCUCCAGCAAAAACAGACAGCUUACAUUUUUUGAUGGAUCAUCUGAGCUUACUUACAGUUUCUUCUUCUUACAUGGCAACUGUGAUAUGCUUGUUGGCACUUUAAAGUCAACUCUGAAGCUUGGCCCUUCUAGGAGAGAUAAACAUUUAUUUGUGGUCUAUGAUGCCAAUAGUCCGGAGUAUCAGGAGCUUAAUAAAACUUUUGCUGCUCUAGAUCUUAAAAGUGAAAGCUCCCUCUUCACUAUGUUUAAAAACAUUAAGGAGCACCCAUAUGAGGGGAGUUUAGAAGCGUUUUCCAAAGUGACAAACUAUGUUUAUCGCUGUGUUGAUCAAGGUGACUUUGCUGAUUUACCGCCAGAUGAUUUAAAUAGGUCCUUGUCCGAAUUUGAGGAGUCCACUACACAUUCUGGAGGUGAUUAUGAGGUUAUCCAGAAACUCCCAGAAUUGCCUAAAAGAAAAGACUUUCCUAGAUGUGAGCCUCUCAAUGAAGAAGUAUGGAAGGCCUUGUUCAACUCCCAAGGGCAACUGGAGGAUGUUCAAUCUAUAAAAACAAUAAUAUUCAGAGGCGGAGUGAGUCCAAACAUCAGGCAAGAAGUGUGGAAGUUUUUACUGGAUUAUUAUCCAUGGAACAGUACAUCUGCUGAAAGAGUCAGACUGACAAAAGAAAAAAGCAAUGAGUAUUAUGUUAUGAAACUGCAGUGGAAAUCCAUGACAAAAGUACAAGAACAAAACUUCACCGAUUUUGCCCAAAGGAAGAGCCUUAUUGAAAAAGAUGUGAACAGAACAGACAGGAAUUUGGACUUUUAUGCUGGUGAUAACAACUUCAAUCUCCAAACACUUAAUGAUAUUUUAAUGACUUAUGUUAUGCGGAAUUUCGAUCUGGGUUACGUUCAAGGGAUGAGUGACCUUUUGUCACCGAUUCUUAUGUUAAUUAAAACUGAAUCAGACUCAUUUUGGUGCUUUGAGGGUUUUAUGAAUAAACUUUUAUCAAAUUUUGAUAUUGAUCAGGCCGGCAUGAAAGAACAGCUGAGCAACUUACAUUUAUUGCUUAGCUUUGUAGAUCCAACACUGGCAAACUAUCUGGAUACUCAUGAUUGUGGCAAUAUGUUUUUCUGUUUCCGUUGGUUAUUAGUAUGGUUUAAAAGAGAACUAAGCCAGGAAGAUGUUAUGAGGUUUUGGGAAGUCUUAUGGACAGGUUAUCCCUGUGAAAAUUUUCAUUUGGUUGUGGCCGUUGCUAUUUUGGAACAAGAAAGGGCAGCAUUGAUGGAAAACAAUUAUGGUUUCACUGAAAUUCUUAAGUACAUAAAUGAAUUAAGUGGCAAAUUGGAUAUGACAGUCAUUUUGAAUAAAGCUGAAGGUAUCUUUGAACAAAUGAGGGAGGCUGAGCAUUUGACUGAUAAUAUUCGGUUCAUUCUUGGUCUUCCUUUGCUUGGAAAUUCUAAUAGUAGUCAUGAGCCAAGUCCGAAGCCAAGUCCUUUUGAUUCUAGUAAUGCUUUUAGUAAUGGCAAUCCUUCUUCUUCAGAGGAACCUGUUAGGAUCAGUCCAGAUGAAGUGUCCUUUGAGAGAUCCCUCAGUUCAAAUUUUUUAUAGUUUUAAGUCUAAGUUAAUUUGUUUUUACAUGGUAAGUCAUAAUAAUAAUAAUCACUAGUACUGAGGGUGUAAAUAGGUAUAAUAUUCUAACCACUUUUUUUUUUUUUUUUUGGAUGAUUAAUUAUUAUUUUAUGGAUGGAUAAAAAGAACAAGGUAUAUUGUGUAUAUACAUUAGUAAAAUUCGUGAUAUUAUCUAGGUUACUGAUCUUGUUGUGGCUGAUAUGCAAAAUUAAAACAAAAUUUUUAAAAACCAAUUAAUAUUCCAAAGGUGGCUAUUGACAAUUAAAACUAUUCAUUUUGUUUAUGAGGUGGAACUGCACUAUCUAUAUUUUGGAGGUAUCACAUCUUAAAUAAUACUAUUGAGACUAUUUAUAGUGUGUACUAAAAUUUGUAUAGAGAAGCUGUGCCUUGCAAAAAUAUUAAUUUCCAAUAAGAUCUACAUCAGUUAGAAUUGAUUUAAAAAAAAUUUUUUUUGAUUUUUGUACAUUUAUAGCAAAACAAAAUACAGUACAAGUUGUAUGUAAAUUUAUUUAUUUUAACUAAGGUAUCUUAACUAGAUUAUCUAAAAUUAAGUACAAUAUUAUGCCUAUUUUAAAAUAAAAAAGUUUAAAAAGAGUAUAUGACAAAAGGAAUUUACAUUAUUAAUGUUAACAUUUUGGCGGCUCAAAUAUUCAUUAGACUUUUUGUUAGAAAAAAUUCAAAAGCAAUUUUCAAAAAAUGGUGGUUUGAAAUGAUUGAUAGUGAAUAUUGUUAAGUGUGAAUGUUUUAACUAGCAACUGGAACUUGAUUCUUGACCUUUGACAUUUAAUAGGUAAAUGAUUUUUUGUAUUAGCUACUUUUGGUUUUUUCCUUAAGUGUAGAUAAUUUUAGAAUUGUUUUAUUGCAUUAGCUAUUUUUGGCACCAAAGUGUUAAGUUACUAUCAUUUGAUGGUGCCAAAAAUGAUGUUGUGACUAAUAUUAAAUUUAAGAAUAAAUAAGAAAUAACUUCUAAAAUAUCUAUUGUGGUAGAAUAUUUAUAGCAUAUUUCUGUUUUUUAAUAUAAAAUGCAAAUGAUAAUAUGUGGCAGCCUACUUACACCCUUAUAAAGUCACUUAUCAUAUUUAAAUUUAUAUUAAAACACAAAUAUUGUUUAAAUAAGAUUAAACCUUUAAAUUUUGAUAUACCAAGUAUAGCUAUUAUUGAAAUAUGUUAAAUAAAUGAUUUAGGAAAACA
Anthonomus grandis grandis is the source of this 3436-nucleotide messenger RNA. It is a transcript of the gene Tbc1d15-17, whose product is annotated as TBC1 domain family member 15. The record is from RefSeq and is a predicted model, not a curated record. Gene Ontology annotation, biological process: activation of GTPase activity. NCBI's taxonomy places the organism in Eukaryota, Metazoa, Arthropoda, Insecta, Coleoptera, Curculionidae. The transcript has 2 exons. Bases 302 to 2224 code for a protein of 640 amino acids. Gene Ontology annotation, molecular function: GTPase activator activity.